ACACUACACAUACUCAAUAUAUAUAACCACGUUUACGAACUCUGUUGAAUAAUAAUGCAAAAGGGGUUUUUUUACGGUGACACCCGUUGUCUCAAUCUCCUUCCCUCCAGGGAUCUUCUGGACAAAAGCAGGCACUCAAACCGAUCCUCCCCGGCUUCAGCUCCCGUCACCCACCAGAUCAGCAACCUCAUCCGUAGCAACAGCCAGGCGGCGAGUGAUUCCAGCCGGCAGGUUGCCCUCCUGGAACGAGACCGAUCUAAAGAUCUGGAGAGAGAGAUUCCCGACCGGCUCAGAGAUCCCCCUCCGGUGGUGGAGCAGAAGAUCAAAGAAAGCCGCUCCCCGGUGAAGGAACCUCCCAGCCAUGAAAAGAGAUCCCUGGAGGACAAUACCAAGCCCGUAAUCCAGUCGGUUUCUCCUUACAGCAAGCCGGCCUUGAGCGAGAGCUUGAAACUCAGCAACCUGAUGAACAAGGACGUGGAGAGGAAGCCGGAGCUGCUGGCGGACCUCCAGAAGAUCAAGAACGACGUCAAAGUCAAAGAAGAGCGCAAAGAGGAGAGCGAUGUCUUGGUGGUGAGCUCAGAAACUUCGCAGCAUCCCCGCGGCGCCGAGCACCCGCCACCCGCUUCUCUCCACGGCUUGCCCCUGCCUCACACCAUGGCGGCCGCCAUGCCCAUCUCUAUGGGCAGCGUCCAUCAGAUGAACAACAUGAACGUUUUGGAACGUAGCCGGAUGAUGACCCCGCUGAUGGGCAUGAACCCGCUUGCGGGGCGGGAGAGGCUACCCCACCCGGGCUUUUCCUGGGACCCCAUGAGGGACCCCUUGCGCGACGCCUACCGCAGCUUAGACCUGCACCGCCGGAUGGACUUCCAGCUCCGGUCGGAUCCCAUCCACCGGUUUCCCGCUGCCUCGGGAUUUUAUGACCACGAGCGCUCUUACCGGGACCGCGAACCCCAUGACUACAACCACGAGAACCUUCUGGAAGCGCGCCGGGAGCAGGAGCGUCUCCGGCAAGCGGAAGAGCGGGAGAGGUUGCACUUACGGGAGGAACUCGAGCGUGUCAGGAUGCACCACUUGCACACCUCCCCCAUUGAAAGCCACCUGGCCCACAUGCCUUCCUUCAUGUCUCAUCUCAGCAGCAUGCAUUACCCCAGGCUCAGCCCUUCGGCCGCCAUGCACAACGGGAUUUUGAGCCGGAACCCGCCCACUGCCGCGCUCAGCGCUCCACCCCCAUUGGUCCCAGCGAGUAGUACGAGACCCUCCUCCCCACGUCGGACUACCCCGCUCACAAACCCGGAAUCGCGGGAUUAUUCCCCUUCUAGCAAUGCCAAAGAAGUCGAGGCACGAUAGCUCCCGGCCCGCCUGCAGGAUAAUUGUUUUUUGUUUUUUCCAAAUUUACCUGUAUAAAUAAUAGAGGAGGACAGGGGGGGAGGGGAAUGGGGUUGGGGGGGGGGAAACCCCCCUUUUUUUAAAACAAAAAGAAAAUGCACUGCUGUAAAACUUUUUUUAAAACAAAAAAAAACUGUAAAAUUUGUAGAAAUGAAGCACAGUUGCAAAACGCGACGGAAGGGAGGGGAAGUGGGGGAUCGCGCAGAAGGAGGCAUCCAAAGGUUGCAAACCUUUCGAGACCGCACGGUUGCUGACAAAGAAAAAGAAAUGGAAAAUUUUAAUAUAUAGGUCUUUGGUUUUUUGUUUUUUUUUCUUCUUGUUUCCUGGUUUUAUUCUGUUCUUUUCUUUCUUUCUUUUUUUUCCUCCUCCCCUUUUGCUUCUGUGCUGAGUUUAAACUAUUACCAGGUUUGUACAUUUUAUUUUAUUUUUAUUUUUCGUUGUUGCCCCAAAUGCCAGGAACAUUUUUAAUGAAUGUAUUUUUUUUUUAAAUUUUGUGCUCUUUGUUCACACACACACACACACACACACACACAACACAUGCGAAAAGAAAAGAAAAGGAAGUUUUUGUUUCUAGUUUAAAUUUUGUGGCCUCAGAUCCUUAAGUAAAAGAAAAACAAAAACAAACCAUACAUCCAGGGUUUCUUAAAAGUAUUAUUUAUGGAGAUUAACUGUA
This is a messenger RNA of Pseudonaja textilis, 2059 nucleotides long. Lineage: Eukaryota; Metazoa; Chordata; Lepidosauria; Squamata; Elapidae. The record is from RefSeq and is a predicted model, not a curated record.